AUGGUUGUCCCUAAAGCUAAAGUACCGGAUGUUCUACAGCUGUACCAUAAUGAUUGUUCAGGAGGAGGAAGAGGAGUUAAACGAACUCUACUGAAGAUCCGAGAACGGUUUUACUGGGUCCACUAUCGUGACAAUGUCGAGGACUGGUGUCGCAAAUGUACAAGUUGUGUGGCUGUAAAUGGACCUCAGGCUCGUAGUAGAGGUGCAUUGAAACUGUACAAUGUUGGUGCACCAUGGGAGAGGACAGCCCUUGACGUUGCGGGGAAGUUUCCGGAAAGUGAAAGUGGUAACAAGUAUUUCGUGGUUGUGACAGAUUACUUCACUAAGUGGCCAAGCACAUACAACCGUUUUGUUGUCAUAUCGAAGCGCUGUUCACGAAAGUACAUCAGUGACACCAGCUUUUGCAAACUUUUGAACAGAAUUACGGCUGCUUUCAGACCUGAUCACCGGAAUACCACCUGA
Molecule: messenger RNA, 462 nt
Organism: Parnassius mnemosyne (clouded apollo)
Lineage: Eukaryota; Metazoa; Arthropoda; Insecta; Lepidoptera; Papilionidae
Source: the annotation of a GenBank genome assembly